Messenger RNA from Aplosporella prunicola CBS 121167, 387 nucleotides. RefSeq lists its product as uncharacterized. The record is from RefSeq and is a predicted model, not a curated record. Lineage: Eukaryota; Fungi; Ascomycota; Dothideomycetes; Botryosphaeriales; Aplosporellaceae. Bases 1 to 387 code for a protein of 128 amino acids. The transcript has a single exon.
AUGCUCGCUAGUACCAAGUUCUUCACCAUCACGCUCUUCCUCGCAGCAAGCCUCCCAGCAGGCAUCCUCGCAGAUAGCAUAACAUGCGAAACAACUUCAGGCAGCCCCGACACUGGCUCCGUCACGAACGUCAUCAACGAGCUCCACGGGCUCGGGAAUAGACUUUGCAGUAACGGCAAUCAGCUAGGUAGCAAGUGCGACACGUUGGUCAGCCACAAUGAAGCCGCUAUCGCGAUCUGUGGCGGCCCGGCUUUACAGGCUGUCUACUGUCCUGAUGUCGCUUCUAUGGCCAAUGCAAUCCAGCAGAAAUGUUUGUCGAGCGAUGGCAGGGCUGGCGGCAAGUUUCUUCAUGAAAAGGGUUACACUGUUGAAGUCAUCCAUUCAUAG